Messenger RNA from Lolium perenne, 3813 nucleotides. RefSeq lists its product as uncharacterized. The record is from RefSeq and is a predicted model, not a curated record. Gene Ontology annotation, molecular function: zinc ion binding. Lineage: Eukaryota; Viridiplantae; Streptophyta; Magnoliopsida; Poales; Poaceae.
GUGGAGUAAAAUACAUCUACAGUCAUUGAACUUGUCUCAGAUUCUCAGAACGGUCACUGUAGUUAGAAAAGUGAAAAAUACGGUCACUCAAUACUCUUCCCUGGGUCAGUACGGUCACCGCGCGCAUUAGUCUACGUUUGACGCUGAUGUGGUAUACAUUUGCCUGGCUUGACUAGACUUUCGUGAGACACAGCACCAACUCGUGGGUUUCUCUGCAAAAGGACCAGAACGUGACGGUAUUAACGCAGUUACCAGUUACGUCCCACCCUCUCCUCACGAAUCGGAUCGUUCAAGAGGAAAUCAAGGCGGAGUCACCGGUGUGCCUGCUGCAGCCGUGAUCAUCGACAGGCGAUCUUGUUUCCGGAAAAAGCCUGCACAUCUCUCUCGACGACGAGCGAUGUGGCCUGUUCGUCGGCCGGACGGUGACCCUCCGCCUACAUACGGUUUAGAUAGCGAAAUCUUCAGUGUUCAGUUGAACCAUGGCGGUUACUUCCUUGGUAAUGGAGAUAAAAGAGCAUAUGUUGGUGGGAGCUCUGUUUGGUAUGAUUAUUGUGAGAAGGCUAGUUGGUCAGCAGAUUCAGUGCACAAUCUGGUUGAAAAUCUAGGAUAUGAAUCUGAAGGGAGGAUCAAGAUUUAUUUCUGUUUGCCAGGAUGGUCUGUCAACACGAAGGGCUUACUUGAGAUUAGAGGUGAUUUUCAGAGUGACAAGAUGAUAGCAGCAGUCAACUCUGGCCAUCAGUUUCUAGGAAUUUAUCUUGACCAUGAUGACAGCAUUACAGGAGACAUUUGGGAUGAUAUAGCUGAGUUCCCUGUAGCAGAUGUGCCGCCAGUUAUUAGUCCGGCGAAACAAAAAAGACAUGUGAAUGUUGAUUUCAAGCCAAUUCAUAUGGUUUCGCCCGACACACAACCUGAAGCGAAGAAGACAAAAAGAGAGUUAGCGAUAGAGGAAGCCAAUGAGAAAGACGACGACACUUCAGUUAACUCCGAAGAUUCAGAUUAUGAACCUGAGAUCAUAGAUAGUGACAAUGAUGUUAGUGAUGAAGAUUUUGAUCGGAAAGAAGAUAUCAUUGAUGAGGAAGAGGAUUACAAAGGCAAAAAUGUACAUAUUGGUAACAAUUCUGAUGACGAUCUUGAUCUACCAGAUUCGGAUGAAGAGUCCAUAAGGUAUAAUUUCAAGACAUUCAGAGCUGAAGACAUGCAUAAGCCAACUUUCCAGUCAGGGCAGGUGUUUGGGAGCGUUGAGUUGCUCAGAAAAGCUAUUAGAGAGUACAGCUGUCAAAACAGGGUGGACAUCAAAUUACCAAUCAAUGACAGGCAGAGGCUUUGUGCUAAGUGUGAGUCUGGUUGUCCUUGGUAUUUGUGGGCAUCAACAGACACCAGAACCAAGUGUUUUCAGAUCAAGAGGUUUCAUGGCGAGCAUACCUGUAGCAAGAAGUGGAAAGUCAGAGCAUUUACCUCUGUUUUCUUAGCAGAAAAGUAUGUGGAAGCAUUUAGAGCUGAUGAAGAUAUGAACAUGAAAAACUUCUCCAGGAUUGUUCAGAAGGAUUGGAAUAUGGGACCUAGCAGGUCCAAAUUACAGAGAGCAAGGAGGUUAGCAUUAAAAGUUGUGUACGGGGAUGAGAUUGCACAAUACAAGUUGCUUUGGGACUUUGGACACGAGCUAAGAAGGAACAAUCCUGGAAGUACAUUCUUGCUUUCAGUAGAUGAGAUGUCAAGGUUCAAAAAAUGCUAUAUGUGUGUCGAUGCUUGCAAAAGAGGUUUCUUGAAGGGAUGUAGGCCAGUAAUAUGUCUAGAUGGCACCCAUAUCAAGACCAAGUAUGGAGGGCAGUUGUUGACAGCAGUUGGAAUGGACCCGAAUGAUUGCAUAUACCCUAUUGCAGUAGCUAUUGUUGAGGUUGAAAAUACUGAAACAUGGACUUGGUUUCUUAAUACUCUUAAGCAAGAUCUUGGAAUUGGGAGCAACACUUAUCCAUGGACCAUAAUGUCUGAUAAACAAAAGGGCCUAAUAAAAGCGGUUCGAGAACUUUUUCCUAACUCGGAACAUAGGUUCUGUGUUAGGCAUAUGUGGCAAAACUUUCAGCAGCAAUUUAGAGGAGAUGUAUUGAAGAAUCAGCUCUGGAAGUGUGCUAGAAGCAACACAGUUGUGGACUGGGAAUUAAACAUGGAGGAGAUGAAAACAAUCAAUGAACAAGCACAUGCUUGGUUGGAGGAGCUGCCACCAAAUACAUGGGUGAGGGCAUUUCAAAGUGACUUCCCCAAAUGUGACAUAUUGCUCAACAAUAUUAGUGAAGUGUUCAACAAGUACAUUCUAGAAGCAAGAGAAUUACCUGUGAUAUCAAUGUUAGAUAGGAUUUUGUCACAACUUCAAACUAGAGUGUACAACAAGAAUAAGGAAUCAGUGAAAUGGCCUGGGCCAAUAUGUCCAAAAAUAAAGAAGAAAGUUGAGAAGUUUGCUGAAUUGGCAAGCAUCUGCUAUGUCACACCAGCUGGGGAAGGGAUUUUCAAAGUGGACAGCCAAGGUAGAGCAUACAUUGUGGAUCUGAUGACACAAACGUGUACCUGCAGAAGGUGGGAUAUUAGUGGCAUCCCAUGUCACCAUUCAAUAGCUUGCUUUAGGCAUGAAAAAAUCACACCUGAGGAUAUGGUCAGCCCUUGGUAUUCUAUUGAUUCUUUCAAAAGGGCAUACUCUAAUAUAAUUAGGCCAUGCAGAGAUAGGAGGGAGUGGCAGAAAACUUAUGGAAUUAAUGUAGAUCCACCAGCAUAUGACAAGAAGGUUGGAAGGCCAUCAAAGAAUAGGAGGAAGGCACCUCAUGAACUGGAACAUCACAUGGGAGGAAAAAAGAUGUCACGCCAUGGUGUUAUCAUGCACUGCAGCUAUUGUGGUGGGCCUGGACACAACAUAGGUGGUUGCAAUGAUAAAAAGAAUGGCAUGCCACCAAAGCAAUAUGUCAGCAAGAAGAAAAAAGAAGUUGUUAGGCUCCUUCCUGAUUCAUCUGAUGAAGAUGAGCCUGUGAUCACUCAGGAUCACAACAUGGAAUGUCAAUUUGGGUUGAACAAUGAAGAUCAUGUUAGCAUUGGGACAACAAUGCUUGAUGAGAUGCUCCUGCAGAGACCUAUUCGUGCGGAGCCACAACUUGAGCCACUGCCUGAAUCAUCUUUUAUUGCAGCUGCUCGGGAAAAAGCUAGUCAGGUCGGUUGCACUUCAAAACAACCAAGGCAGGGAGAUUUGGCAAGAGAGGUAGAAGCUAUGAAGCAAGCUAAGAACAAUGCAGCUGCUGAGAAGAAGGAAGCUGCAAUGCAAGCGAGGAUUAGGAAAGAAGAAGAUGCGUUAGCACUAAAAGCCCAAAUCGCAAAGUUAAAAGCAGAGGAGUCACACCAGAAGAAGAUGUUGGCUGCAGAGAAGAAAAAGGAAGAACAAGCUGCAAAGAGAGAAGAGGCUGCAAGGCAGAAGGAAGCAAAGAGAGUUGCAGCUAUUGAGAAGAAAGGUAAGCAAGCAGAAGCAAAGAAGAGAGCAGCUGAAGAGAAAAGGGCUAUGAAGGAAGCAAUGAUGGCAUCAAAAAAAUCAAACAAAGUUUCAAUGUUCGAUGAGUUCAGGUGAUUGGUUCAUCUAGUUUGUGUUUCAUGUCACUUCAACUAGGUUGGAACUAUGUUGGUUCGUGAAGUGUCAGUUGAACUAUCUCAGUUUGUUUUUGUGUCAGUUCAACUAUAUCAGUGUGUUUCCUAUUUCGACUUAUGUUUAAGCUCUGAACAUGUCAUUUUUGCUUUUGCUAAACAUUAAGUGGUUAACGUCUCAGUUAAACUAUGAAGAUUUAA